Molecule: messenger RNA, 759 nt
Organism: Colletotrichum lupini
Lineage: Eukaryota; Fungi; Ascomycota; Sordariomycetes; Glomerellales; Glomerellaceae
Exons: 2
Coding region: 1-759 (252 amino acids)
Source: RefSeq, a predicted model, not a curated record
AUGAAGCCGACGGAUAAGGGAGGAAGGAGAGGGGAUGGAUGCGGAGGGGCAGCAUUCUGGAGUGGUAGGCCGGCGGUUAAAGGGGGUGAUGGGGCCAAGCAGGAGAGAGAGGGGGGCAACGGGGAGAGGAGAAGAUGGGAUUUGGACAAGUGCUUUUGUUCUUUUACUGCCACUCUCUGUCGUUAUCAGACGGCGCUGGACCUCCGCAGGGUCGUUUUUGAAAUCGGUUCGGUGGACAAAAGGGAGGGGGGGAAAGGAAAGGAGGAGGAGGGUGGAAUAGGGGGCGAGCAGGCAGGUGGAGGAAGGAUUUUGCAUAUAAAAGACAAGACUCGUAGCCGAGUUCUUUGGUUCGCGCCCUCUUGUUGUUUAUCUUUUUUUUCUUGUCCUUUUUCUCUCUCUGCUUCUGGUUGGUUGUUGAAACAACACACCUCCCUCCAAACAAAGCAUUGCGUUUGCGUUUGCGUAUUUGUUUUUUGGUACUACGUUUUUUGGGCAGCAUUUGCAAAACCUCUUUUUUAUAUAUAUUUAUCCUAUUUCCAUGGGGACUUUUUUUUUCAUUUUUUUCAUCAUCGUCCGUGUUGUUGUCGAGGUCGUGGCCGUUGUGGUUUGUCCCCCCCCCCCCCCCCCCCCCCCCCCGGAGAACUGGAUUCACCUAAAUGUUGGUUCUGCUUUUUCGGUUCUGGUUGUUAUGGCGGGGUCUGGAAGUUGGUGGUUUCAUCUGGAAAGGUUCGAGGGCGGGAAGUGCAGUUUUGUCUGUGA